ACUGAAGACUGUAAAGAAGUUGUUCAUCUUCCAGAUGAUAAUGAACAGAUAAUGCCUGUCAACAAUGAAUACUUCACUUCAAAUGAAAACUUUAACAGGAAUGAAAUCAACCUCCAAAUUGACGAGGAAGGGCAGAUUCAAGAAUACGAUAUUCAGCAGAAUUCAAUAAAGAGAGAACGUUAUAAAUAUAAUAUCAAAACAAAGAAAUACGUUUCUUCCAGUAGAAAAUGCAAUAAAAUUGAAGAAAAGAUUAAAAGAAAAUACUUCAAGGUUAUGUUUGCAUCUCAUUCUAAACAAAAAUUUACGUGUGAUGUAUGUAAAGAGACUUUCACAAAUAAGAAAAUAUUACAAACACAUCUGUUCUGUCAUAUUGGGAAAAAACCAUUUCGCUGCACAUCCUGCAAUAAGAAGUUUUUGUGGCAAUUUCUUUUGCGAAGACACGUGAAAAAACACAAAAGUGGAAGUAAAAACGAAAUCUUUCAAGGGAAUUUACGUAUGCAGUCAUCUGAAGAUCGAGUAAAGCCAUCUCCAACAAAGGGUGAAAAAUCUAAUAUCCAGCGGAAAAACUUGCACUCUGACAUUUGUGGUAAGCGCGUUCGAUAUGGCAAGGGCCAUUUAGAAAGACAUAAGACAAUACACAAAAUUCAUGCAUGCAAAAUAUGUGGAAAAGAAUUUAAGUGGAAACAUCUGUGGCAACAUGUACAAACACAUAGUGAAGACCGUCCUUUCAAAUGCUAUAUUUGCAAUAAGAGUUUUAAACGGAUAGAGGUUUUAAAAGAACAUCACAAAAAUCACAGUGACAAACGUAACUAUUCUUCUCAGGUAUGUAACAAAAGUCUUAAAACAAAACCUUCUUUGCGAUAUCAUAAUCUUGCUCAUAGUAAAAAAUCUAAUAUCAAGCGGAAAAACGUAGGCCUAUAUUGCGACAUUUGUGGUAAGCGCGUUCCAUAUGGAAAAGGCCGUUUAGAAAGACACAUGAGAAUACACAGAAUUCAUGCAUGCAAAAUAUGUGGAAAAGAAUUUAAGAGAAAUGAUGUGUUAUUGGAGCAUGAACUAACGCAUAGGGAAGACCGUCCUUUCAAAUGCGAUAUUUGCAAUAAGAGUUAUAAACGAAAAGUAUACUUAAAAAGGCAUCUUGAAGUUCAUACUGAUGAACGUAACUAUGUUUGUCAAGUAUGCAACAAAAGUUUUAAAACAAAACAGAAUUUGGCAAUUCAUAAAGUAGUUCAUAAUGAUGAACGUAACCAUAUUUGUCACAUAUGUAACAAAAGUUUUAAACGAAGUAAUGUUUUAAAAAAGCAUAUUAAUACACACAGCAAUGAAUACAAGUUUUCUUGUGACAUAUGUAACAAAUAUUUUAAAAGAAAAGAUGUUUUGGCAAAUCAUAAGGUAGUUCAUAAUACUCAAUUUGAUUAUACUUGUCAAGUAUGUAAUAGAAGUUUUAAACGCAGUUAUAGUUUAAAACAGCAUAUUCGUAAAUACAGCAAUAAAUGCAACUUAUCUUGUCAUAAGUGUAACAAAUAUUUUAAGACAAAACAUUCUUUAAAACAGCAUAACAUUACUCAUAGUGAUAAAAAAAGGUAUGUUUGUGACAUAUGUAAAAAGGAUUACACCAAUACAGCUGCCUUAACCAGACAUUGUCUCACUAAACAUGAAAAUAUGUAUGUAUGCUAUUUUUGUAACAAGCCAUUCAAGACUGAAACUGCGCUAAGAGAACAUUCGAAAAUUCACAUUGAAAAGUGUAAUAUUUGUCAUAAAGAAUUUAAAAACAAAACCACCUUAAUCAAUCACCAAAAACUUCAUUAA
Molecule: messenger RNA, 1806 nt
Organism: Centruroides sculpturatus (bark scorpion)
Lineage: Eukaryota; Metazoa; Arthropoda; Arachnida; Scorpiones; Buthidae
Product: zinc finger protein 62 homolog
Exons: 3
Coding region: 52-1806 (584 amino acids)
Biological process (GO): regulation of transcription by RNA polymerase II
Cellular component (GO): nucleus
Molecular function (GO): DNA-binding transcription factor activity, RNA polymerase II-specific; RNA polymerase II transcription regulatory region sequence-specific DNA binding
Source: RefSeq, a predicted model, not a curated record